Molecule: messenger RNA, 3528 nt
Organism: Porites lobata
Lineage: Eukaryota; Metazoa; Cnidaria; Anthozoa; Scleractinia; Poritidae
Source: the annotation of a GenBank genome assembly
AUGAUAACAAUCUUACUCGUUUGCGCUGCCCUAACUAUCAGCAGAUGUCAUUCACGUGAUCAACUGGUGGACAUUACAAAUUUAUCCAGCUGGGUGCAUUGUUCCUCAAUUUGUUGGUGUACCUCAGACAACUACAGCCGUACUUAUGGGCGAUGUUUUGUAACACAUUUGGAUGAAUCAAUAGACUUUAACUUGUCUAGAAACCUUUACUCGUUGUAAGUUUAGGACCUAUGAGCUUUCAUAGAUAAUUGUAGUCUUGCCACCAGUCGAUUGGGAAAGCGCCGAAGGCUUGAGGGACGCUCCCGAAGGAAGCUAAUGUGAGCGACUUAAGUCGCGAGUCAGCCUCGGGCAGGAGGACGUUGUGGAAAAAAAUCCGCUAAGUGGUAAACUGUUUGGUUGCAACGGCUAGGCACACAAACCUUUUUUGACCAGCAUCAUUUUUUCAAACUUCGUUGUGGCAUUUGACCCUUUAUUCCAUCAGUUCCGGGAAAAAUUAAAAAUGUUCUUUGGGAUUUUCAAAACCUUUGACAAAAAAUCAUCUCCAAAUACGGUAAACUGCAAAUAGGACAGUAAUAAGAAAUUAAUGCUAUUUUUCGAAUCAUUGAGUCAAUCUGGAGUCAUGUAGAUGCAAUGUAUGGUCCACACAUUUUGGCUUAGUUUUACACGAUUCUAAAGAUGAAUUGCGUCCACUUAAGCCAAACAGGCAUUCUUCUAACGAAACCUAAUUUAUUUACUUUUUUUUUUGCAUUUUUUCAGAUCUCUUGCUAAUAACGGAAUUAGAAACAUCCCAAGUGGCGUCUUCAGUAAUUUCGAAAAUCUAGAGAUCUUGUAAGUAAAAUCAUUGUUUACAGUAACAACAUUCUGUUAAUGCUAGAGAACAUCCAAUUGAUUUUCUCAGUAUAACCAUACGCGUUGUUCUCCUUCAGGUCUUUAUCAAAUAACAGCAUUGAAACAAUUAAAGCAGGUGCAUUUCACGGUUUGAAGCAUCUUCGUAUUUUGUAAGUAUGUACAUCUCUUCAAUUGCUGCUUGACUUUAAAGGGGCUAUGUCAAGAAGAUAUUGCUGUUUUAGGUGAAUUCUGUGCUAAGUCAUAAAUUAGAGCCUUUACACAUACACAACUAAGCCUGAACUAAGCAUACCAAAAAGACUGAGAGGAUACCGAACAUAUUUCAUCAGGGAACAGUUAUAAUUAAUAAUGUUUGGUGAUUUCUGCAGGCAUAGCAUUAACCCUUUCACUGCCGGAGUACUUGAUGGAGUCUUGUAAGGUGACUCUAACUUUUGAGUCUCUGGACGAAAUCGUAUGAUGUGACUAUUCAAAUGAAAGCUCUCUGCCUGUACUUGCACAUGGUGCUAUUUAUUUUUCAAAAUUUCACAAAAUGAGAUUCGGAAAUUUGGUCGAAAUUUGCUUUUGGCUAAAUUUGGCAGUGAAAGGGUUAAAACUCGAAAAAAAUGGCCCAAUAUUUUUCAAGUUUCAGUCCAUGUCCAUCCUUGCCAUCCGUACCAACAUGUGACUGAAAACACGUUCAAGGCCUGAACAUAUUAUUUUCGUAUUAUUCUUCGAAUUCAAUCGAUGCGAACACACUUUUUAGCUUUUAAAAAGAUAGCAAAUAGAUACUGUAACAUGGCCCCUUCAAAUGGUAGAACUAAGGGAAAGGAUAGCGUCACGACAGAGAGUAGGUUUUCAGUGACUAAAAUCGCCGUCGCCAACAGCAGGCCUUUUUAAGAAUGGAAUUUACAAAUAUCCCUACCUCCUCCAACUUAGAAUAUAAAGUUACCUCUGAUUAAAAAGUGCUGCGCCCUUUCGUUCCGUUUAUAAAGUUAAAACUUCGUCGUCUUUGAGCAGCUGUUAUGAAAUGAAAUAACAAGUGUAGGUUUGGCUUGCUUCCUUGUCAUCUAUCUUGAUCUUUGUUUUAAUUCUUUUUUUAGCUUUGAAUGGUAUUUUACUAACACAGAUGUUUUUCUUUCUUAAAUAAGAGAUCUUCAAUUCAACAAUUUAAGGAAAUGGAAGGGUGACCCUUCCAGUGAUGUACCUUCACUUCAAGUUCUCAAAGUAAACGGAAACAAGAAUUGGAUACCAAGUCAGCGGAUUUUAAAGUUGCCCAUGCUCAAAGAGGUGCUUGGAGUCACAUGGAGUCAGCACUGCUUCGAGUGUGAUCUCAUUAAGACCCAACUACUUUUCAGUGACCAGGAAAUAGGCGACGAGGAGGACAUGGGAAGUGGAGAAAUUGUGAGCGGUGAAGGCGAUGGCGACGACAUUGCUUGUCACGUGACAAUUACAGAGUUUUAUUUUUACCCUGAUGAGGUAAAAUAUGGGAUGUCGUCACAGUUUGUAAAACAAGGCUUCUCACCACAGUGUCUCUGCGAUCCUCACUCGGAUUGUUAUAAAAACGAGGUAACAAUUACGUUUCUACGACAACUGUAUUAUCUUCCGCGAAAAUUGUUUUUGUCUCAGUAUGGAUUGGGUGCGUUGAUAAUCUUGCUGAAUGUUACCGUUCUUGCCGUGAUUUUGCGUUCAAGGAUACUCAGGAAAAAUGUUUCUUUUAUCUUACUUGGCAGUAUGUCAAUGAGUGACUUACUGAUUGGCGUAUACUGCAUAGUGAUCGCCAAGUACAACUUAUUUAGCAAUUUAGAUGAAGUUAUACUAGGAGUUAUUUUGGACAAUGACCCAAAGAUUUGCAGUUAUAUUGGAAUGAUCUUCACAACUGGUCAAGUUACAGCUGUUAUCAACUCCCUGUUGUUGACUCUGGAGAGAUAUCUUGUAAUAGUGCACUUCCAGGGAUGUCGAGGGAAAAUAAAUAAGAGGACAAUGUUCGUCGUUCUGACUUUCGCAUGGAUUGGAGCUGUUAUCUUUGCAAGCCUGCCUCUGCUGGGAGUAGAAAGGCUAAAAUACCAUAAGUGGUUCCAGUGCACAAUGCCAUUUCACACCGGAAAAGGAAUCACGCAGACAACAGACGUCACACUCAGCAUUUCCGCCAUAUUUGUAAUUCUCUACUUGAUCAGUCUUGGACUGUAUGUGUUGAUCUUCUGCUACGCAAGGAAGUCAAGUGUACAAUUUGGCAUCAAACGCGAGGCAAGACUGGCCAGAAAAAUCGCCAUGUUGGUGUCCUCAAAUUUCAUAUUAUUCACUCUCCCGACUGUACUGCUUCUAGUGUACGUUUACUCAUUCUCCGAUGUGUUAGUUGAUAUGAUUAAAUCCUUCUCAAGCAUGCGCUCCUUUUUUAUUGUUGGCGGAUGGCUUCCGGUCACGUGUUUCAGCUUGAAUUCGCUGGUGAAUCCCUUCCUGUACCCAUUCAGACAUAAACAAUUUAAGAAGGAAAUGCGUUCUUUCCACUCAAGACUAAGGAGUGGUAUCAGUAAUACUUUUUCCCCUUUCGCGGCAACAGCACAACAACUGAGCCUUCGAACAUCUGCACUCAGUCACCACAUUCGACUUCAUUUCCAUUCCUUCACUGCCCGACGGGAUGGGCAAACCUCGGUUCGAGUGGAGCUUCAGCCUGACGGGCAUUGCAGACGAAGGGCGUCUGUAUGA